AUGUUGCACUGGAUUAUGAUUUUUCUGCUAGCAACUCCGGUCGAAAGCACACCAACACAUCUACAUCCGGAUUCAAAAGAUUCGCUAGUGGAUGCAGCAAUCGCCAUCAUCGAAAGUUGUUUCGUAGCUCAUCUGAAAUCGAUUAUUCUUUCCCGAUUUUUUUCCAACAAAUGGGCGAAUGUUUUGGAUGAUCUGUUGAUACGUUUGAACUACAAAGUUCCUGUGACCAUUGUUGAUUCUACUGCCGAAUACACCGAUUACACCGAAAACUGCAACGAAGUUCAUCACGUCGUAGUUCUCAUCGAUACAAAGGACGCCUACUAUGAUUUCUGCAUACUGUUGCGGAAGAAGAACUUCAAUAUCAACAGCUUUUUUAUCAUUAUUUUUCUACAGGACGAGGAACCUUGGAUGCCGACAUCACUUCUGCAGUUGACAGCUGAAUUGCAGGUGUUCAACGUCGUAGCUCUCUUUAAUGUUAACGAAGUCGUCCAUUUGUAUAACUGCAUACCGUUUGGAUCAAUCUUGUACCGAUCUUCUUCAAUGAUCAAUGAUCAGAUCUGUUUCAAUUCGACCAUGGAGGACACCAGGGACUGCGAUUCGUAUUUUAUACCGAAGGUUUCGAACUUCUUCGCAGUACCUCUCCAUGUAGCUACUAUCGAGUAUCCUCCUUUGAUUGGACCCAUUUUCGACGAACAACAACGUGUUGUCGACUUUGUAGGGAUCGAUGGUGAUAUAUUGAAGUGUUUAUCCCAGGUUCUGAAUUUCACUAUCAUUCCAUUUAUAUCAUAUCCUCCCAUAUUGUGGGGUGAAAUAUACGACAAUGGAACAGGCACGGGAGCAGAGGGCCGUGUUUUGAACGGAAAAGCGAACUUCACGCUGGGAUAUAAUUCUAUAGACCUGAACAAGCAUAAAUUCCUAUCCUACACUUAUCCGCAUUACUAUGCAUCUUAUGUGCUGUUUAUUUCACCAGGUCUUGAAUACGGGCCCUUCGAACGACUUCUGAUACCAUUUCAGAUUUCAUUAUGGAUAAGUUUUGGCGCAGUAUUUUCGAUCGGUAUCAUUACAAUCAUUGUGUUGAAUAUUUUUCCAAAACCAGUUCAAAGCUUUGUAUUCGGAUCCUCAAACCGAUCACCUAUAUUGAACUUCAUACAAUCGACAUUGGGAUACUCGGUAGAGUCAAUACCAACAAGAAACUUUGCACGGUUUCUUCUUUUAAUGUGGAUCAGCUUUUGCUUUAUACUACGAACCGCCUAUCAGCAAAUCAUGUUUGAACAUUUGUGUCGUCAACGGAAUCAUAGCACACCUCAAAAUUGGAACGAAUUUAUCACUGAAGGCUACCGACUGUAUUCAGGGCAGAGACAUAUGCGCUUUUAUGAAUACUUUCCUGCAGAUAUUCAAUCAUUAAUAACGAUCAUAGAGCCUGAAGAGUAUGCUGAAACCGAAGCCAAGAUCGUCAAUGGAUACGUUCGCGGUGCCACUUGUCAGUACUUGGAACUUAUACGGUAUGGGAACAAGGAAUCUUUCGUGUAUAGAAAUGAUACGUUUAAACAAAUUUUUCCAAAAACUGUUAUCACCUAUCCAAACGCGAUAUACUUUCAGAAAAACUCCCCACUGGUUGAUAUUUUCGAUGAGAAAGUAAAGCAACUGGUGAAUCAUGGGUUUGUGGAACACGGACGGCAGAAAGCAUUUGGUCGUAAUCUAGAAAAAGACAUUCAAAAACUUCUGAAUCUACCAAAGGCCCAUCCGAUGUCGCUAAAAGUUAUGAUCGAUGUUUUCGGACUCUACGUUGUGGGCAUGCUCCUGUCUGCACUGAUAUUCUGCCUCGAAUUCGUUUUGUGGAGAAUGAAUGACAAACAAAGGUUGUCCGUCCGUCCACCAAGAAUUCGUUAUGCAUUAGAUAGUAUACUAUCAACAGGUUAG
Messenger RNA from Uranotaenia lowii, 1920 nucleotides. RefSeq lists its product as uncharacterized. The record is from RefSeq and is a predicted model, not a curated record. Lineage: Eukaryota; Metazoa; Arthropoda; Insecta; Diptera; Culicidae. Bases 1 to 1920 code for a protein of 639 amino acids. The transcript has a single exon.